AUCGACCAGGACCAGAAGGUCCACCACUUACUCGGUCACAGAGGUUAAAAAUAGCAGUUGGCUCCGCCCCUGAUUAUAUAGCCAUCACAAUUUCUCUUCACCUAAAUAUUCUACAGUCUCUGUUCUCUUCCAAAAUUGUUACGAGUUACGGCCCUCCCAGCUUCAUCAUCAUCGUCAUCAUCUUCCAAACAAACAUGUCUGUUGCUUGA
Sphenostylis stenocarpa is the source of this 209-nucleotide messenger RNA. The record is from the annotation of a GenBank genome assembly. NCBI's taxonomy places the organism in Eukaryota, Viridiplantae, Streptophyta, Magnoliopsida, Fabales, Fabaceae.